AUGAUUACAACAAAAGCCCCAAUUGUGCCCAUCGCCGAGCCCAAGGAGGGAGAAGGGGGCUACCAGCCCCUGAACCCAAGAUCAGAAGUUCUCCCGGCAGGCUGGAACGGCUCAGGCCACAAACCACUACCAUGCGACAUACUCGUGGAGCACGACUUUGCCCUCAAGAUGCGCGACGGCAAGACGUUGUACAUGGACAUCUACCGUCCGGCCGGCUCAGAAACCAAAGUCCCAGCCCUGAUCUGCUGGAGUCCCUUUGGCAAGAAGUUCAACGGCAUCAUGUCGCUGAACCUCAUGACCCCUUGGAACCUCGGCAUUCAGGAUGGCGCGCUGAGCGGUCUGGAGAAGUUUGAAGCACCAGAUCCUGCCGACUGGGUUCCCAAAGGCUACGCCAUCGUCAACGUCGACUCUAGGGGUUCUGGCCAUUCAGAAGGCGUCAUGGCAAUCAUGGGAACUCAAGAGGCCGAAGAUGGAUACGACACCGUCGAGGGCAUCGCAAAACAACCGUGGUGUUCGGGAGACAUAGGAUUAGCAGGCAACUCACAUCUCGCCAUCAUCCAAUGGUUCAUCGCGGCACUGCGACCCCCAAGCCUAAAAGCCAUCGCCCCGUGGGAAGGCUGCGGCGAUCUCUACCGAGAGCAGUUUGGCCGCGGUGGCAUCUACGCCGGAGACCUAUUCGACAAGCUGAUCGUCAAGUACAUGCUAAAGGGCCACCACGGCAUGGAGAGCUUCAAAGAGAUGUGGAACCAGCACCCCCUGUCUAACGACUGGUGGGAGGACAAGCGGCCCGACAUGAAAAGGAUCAAUAUCCCCACCUACAUCACCGGCACGUGGACCAACACCAUGCACGGCAUGGGGGCCAUCCGCGGCUGGCUCGAGGUCGACUCGCCGCAAAGGUGGCUGCGCUGGCACCCCUGGCAGGAGUGGUACGAUCUCUGGGGCAACCAGCAGGCGAAAGACGAGCUGAUGCAAUUCUUUGACCACUUCCUCAAGGGGGAGGAUAACGGCUGGGAAAAGACGCCCAAGGUCCGCAUGGCUGUGCUCAAGUUUGGGAAGAGCGAUCCGCUCGAAAAUGUAGUAGAGGACAACUUCCCCAUGGCGCGAACAGACUACAAGAACUUAUAUCUGCAACCAGAGGGCAAGCUUUCCCUCGAAGCACCCACACAACAGAGUAUCACAAGCUACAACUCUGAAAGCGACGACGCGGCUACCUUCACCUACACAUUUUCGCAAAAGACGCAGAUCGUCGGGAUGCCCAAAGCGGUGCUGCACAUGUCGUGCGACGAUGCCGACGACAUGGACGUGUUCCUGCUGAUCGAAAAGCUGGACCGCGACGGCAAACCCAUGCUCAACCUCAACAUACCGUGGCGGGGCAUCCCCGUCGAGUCCUUUGACGAGUUCACCCGCGAGCAGUCGACCGAGGUGGUGCUAUACAAGGGCCCCUCGGGCGUGCUGCGGGCCUCGCACAGGGCCAUCGACUGGGACCGCUCCAUGCACCCAAACUGGCCGUUGCAUCCACACAAAGUGGAGGAGAAAGUUGCGCCGGGAACUGUCGUCAAGCUGGAAAUUGGCAUUUGGGCCAUGGGCAUCGAGUACGAGGCUGGUGAGGGUCUGCGUUUUGUUGUUAGUGGUCGUAACAAGGCCGUUAAUAACUUUGGCUCCAAUGAUGCGGUGAACAACAAGGGGAUGCACAAGAUCCACUAUGGUGGUGAAUAUCCGAGUCAUUUAACACUACCUUUUGUGUAA
This is a messenger RNA of Pyricularia grisea, 1746 nucleotides long. RefSeq lists its product as uncharacterized. NCBI's taxonomy places the organism in Eukaryota, Fungi, Ascomycota, Sordariomycetes, Magnaporthales, Pyriculariaceae. Gene Ontology annotation, molecular function: dipeptidyl-peptidase activity. The coding region runs from base 1 to 1746 and encodes 581 amino acids. The record is from RefSeq and is a predicted model, not a curated record. The transcript has a single exon.